Molecule: messenger RNA, 4777 nt
Organism: Pristis pectinata (smalltooth sawfish)
Lineage: Eukaryota; Metazoa; Chordata; Chondrichthyes; Rhinopristiformes; Pristidae
Product: serine/threonine-protein phosphatase 2A 56 kDa regulatory subunit gamma isoform
Exons: 17
Coding region: 264-2063 (599 amino acids)
Biological process (GO): signal transduction; protein dephosphorylation
Cellular component (GO): protein phosphatase type 2A complex; nucleus; cytosol
Molecular function (GO): protein phosphatase activator activity
Source: RefSeq, a predicted model, not a curated record
AUCUUCAGUAAUCUCAGCAAGUUGAUGCGGCGCGCAGGAAAUGUAAGACAAAGUAACAUACUUUGCAUCAAAUGGAUAAAACUGCCCGUGCCCUGACCUGCUGGUGGUGUGGUGGGCGCUUGGUCACGUGUGGCCGAACAGCCAGUGGGAGUGAAGCAUGAGCAGGCGGCCCCGGCUGGCACCGAGUGAACGGCCGCCAGCGGGAAGCGGUGGCUGGAGAUCGAGCGCGGGGUGGCGGCGGUCCGAGUCGGGCCGGGCUCGAAAUGCCGAAUAAAAACAAGAAGGAGAAGGAACCAACUAAAAGUGGGAAAAGCAGCACAAAGGACGGACAGGAAAAUGCCGAGCAUGAGAGCUCAAACAAGAGAUCCAACAACAGUACUCCUCCUACAACACAGCUGACAAAGAUAAAGCUUCCUGGUUCCACUGCAAUAGUGAAGAAAGAAAAGCGACAGAGUUCUUCUAGGUUCAAUAUCAGUAACAACAGAGAACUACAAAAACUACCACCUUUGAAAGAUGUCCCUGCAGCUGAACAAGAAAAGCUUUUUAUUCAAAAACUGCGUCAGUGCUGUGUCCUUUUUGACUUUAUUGCUGAUCCACUUAGUGACUUAAAAUGGAAGGAGGUGAAAAGGGCUGCUUUAAGUGAAAUGGUCGAAUAUAUCACACACAACCGCAACGUUAUCACAGAGCCCAUAUAUCCAGAAGUAGUCCAUGUGUUUGCAGUGAACAUGUUUCGAACGUUACCACCAUCAUCAAACCCCACAGGUGCAGAGUUUGAUCCUGAAGAGGAUGAACCAACAUUGGAGGCUGCGUGGCCUCAUCUACAGUUGGUGUAUGAAUUUUUCUUGAGGUUUCUGGAGUCUCCCGAUUUUCAACCAAAUAUAGCAAAGAAGUACAUUGACCAGAAAUUUGUAAUGCAGCUAUUAGAACUGUUUGACAGUGAAGAUCCACGUGAAAGAGACUUUUUGAAAACAACCCUUCAUCGCAUCUAUGGAAAAUUCUUGGGCCUAAGGGCUUAUAUCCGAAAACAAAUCAAUAAUAUAUUUUAUAGGUUUAUUUAUGAAACAGAACAUCACAAUGGUAUAGCAGAGUUGUUGGAGAUUUUGGGAAGUAUAAUUAAUGGAUUUGCUUUACCAUUAAAAGAAGAGCACAAGGUUUUCCUACUGAAAGUAUUGCUACCACUUCACAAAGUAAAAUCUCUCAGUGUCUACCAUCCACAGUUGGCGUACUGUGUGGUGCAGUUCCUAGAAAAAGACAGCACCCUUACAGAACCUGUGGUUAUGGCAUUGCUCAAGUAUUGGCCAAAGACGCACAGUCCAAAGGAAGUGAUGUUUCUGAAUGAACUGGAAGAGAUUUUAGAUGUCAUUGAACCUUCAGAAUUUGUAAAGGUCAUGGAACCAUUGUUUCGACAGCUGGCAAAAUGUGUUUCCAGUCCUCAUUUUCAAGUGGCAGAAAGAGCUCUUUAUUAUUGGAAUAAUGAGUACAUUAUGAGCCUUAUCAGUGACAAUGCGGCGAAGAUCUUGCCCAUCAUGUUCCCAUCCUUGUAUCGUAAUUCAAAGACUCAUUGGAAUAAGACUAUCCAUGGAUUAAUUUACAAUGCUUUGAAACUCUUUAUGGAAAUGAAUCAGAAGCUUUUUGAUGACUGCACUCAACAGUUCAAAGCAGAAAGGCAAAAGGAGAAAGCAAAAUUGAAAGAACGUGAAGAGGCUUGGCUCAAAAUAGAGAAUCUAGCCAAAGCAAAUCCACAGACACUGGGUUCCUUUCGAAACUGGCCAUCCUGGGAACUGUCCAUGUGCCCAGUCUCCAAAAACCAGUAUCAGCUUUUAAUUGAUCCAAGUGGAGUGAAUAAUCCAGUUGCAAUGGAAACAGAUGGCCCCUUGAUAGAAGAUAUCCACAUGAUUCGAAAGGCAGUGGAAGAUCAAUCAACACAGGCGCAGAAAGAUCUUCGAAAGGAUCGUCCACUUGUGCGUCGCAAGUCUGAACUGCCUCAGGAUAUCUAUACAGUGAAGGCCUUGGAGUCUCAUCGCCGGGCUGAAGAGAUAAUAUCUGCUCACGAUGGGCAUUAGGUCACUUCAGAAAAAUAUUGUUUUUAAGAAAGUUAUUCUCUGAAAUCUGUCUAUUGUAGAGGCUAUUAUGCUUUGUGCCAUACCAAUCAGCUAUACAUUGAGUCAGUGCUUUCUUGAAUUCGGUUUGUAGGCAAUAACUUUACCAUUAUGAAGUCAAGCCUUGGUAGUUCAAACAAUGGUAAAUAGAGUAUAGUGUUUUCUACAAAAGGUGGAAUUAAAUCUUCAAGUUGUGAUGUCCACAGAACAGAAUUUAAAAAUUGUGGUUUCUAUUUUUUAUUUAAAGUCUUUGAAAAUAAAUGGGAUAUAGAGUCUAAACUUAUUCCUGAGAAGUCACAGACUGAAUUUUUAGUACAUAAAGUCACACUUUUGCAUUAUGACAUUUAACCUUAUUUACUUCACCCAAAUAUAAUGUAAACUUCAGUGUCACUUUGAGUUCAUUCAUCUGACCAUUUUAAAGGAGGAAUCUUUUGUUUUAAAUAAGUUUUUAUUAAUGUACUGCAUGAAAAGUAUCUUUAGUUUCGGGUAACAUUAAAAGAGAUGGCCUUGAUUUUUUUUUCUCCAUUCAGUAGUGACAUGUGAUUUUAAAAUGCUGCAAGGUUUUAUCUGUAAAUUAACUCAAUUUUAAAUCUGACUUAGUCCCUCACUGAUAUCUAAAAUAACUACAAUUAAUUCCUACUGAGAUGGUUUGGGUUUAAUCUUUUUUUACUCAAGUGCUUUGAUAUCUCAUAGCUUUAAAAGUUUGUCAGAGCUCUUUUAUUUCUCCAUGUAUAUUAUGCAAGAUAAAAGUAAGAAGUUCUGAUGAAUCUCCAAUAGUACUAAAUCAUCUGUGGCAAGUAUUCUCAGGGUUUGCUGUUAUCUUAAUCCAUUCCUUUGUCCUGUUAAUGUUUUCAAAUGUAGUUUUUCUGGUUCUAUAAUCUGAAUUGUCAGUUUGCUUUAAAUUGUUCUAUCUCAAACUUUAAAAAAAAUUAAGAUGCCUUGUGGAAAACAGACCUGGAAAAAUGUCAGUCUUCUAAUUUAAAGUGCACUAGAUUUUGGAUAUAAAAGAGAUGUCUCACACUGUUCUAAUUUAAUGUGCACUAGACUUUACAAAUCCUGUUAGAAUAUGAUAUGCUAGGUAUGUGAAACCAGUAUUGCAUAUCUGUUGUAAGCUGUGUGAAGUAACUGAUUUUGACUUGGUAAUCAGAAGCUAGUCAGAGGAAAACCAAAAAUUAAGUGUGCAUAUUCUUUUAGUAGUUGUUUGGUCAGUCUUGUAUAACUACAGCACAAAUUUUGCAAGUGAAUCAAAUCUAUCUGACAGUGGAUUUGUAAUGCGAAUGGCAAGAAUAUCUGCAAACACCACACAGUUAAAAUUUUCUCAUUUUCCCAUUUGUUUACAUUUUUAAGAUUUUUUUUUCUGAGCCUAGCUUGAUAAAACAAGUAUACAAUUGAAGGGAUAUUCAGGGCUAUAAAGAUGUUAAAUUUGAAGUUUUCCCAUCUUUUUAUUGUGUGAGAUAAAUCUUCAAAUUUCAAAAAGCACUUCCUGUUUAACUUGAAAAGUGAAUGUUUUUUAAAAAAAGUCCUAUUUAAGCAUGUAGAUGUUAAGUGUACAUUCACCAGUAGUCGAAAUCUCUUCCCAAUACUUGUUCUUUUAUAAUAUAGUAUCUUGCAAGCUGUUGCAGUGCUAUAUUUAUUUCCAUUGUUUGAACUUCCGUCUAACUUUGACUAGUAGUUUCUCAUAUUCAUUGGUUUUGGGUGUUCAAUAUGUUUGUGUGAGGUGUUGCAGAAGGAUUGUAAUUUUAUUUUGGCCACUAGAGUGUAUAUUGUUUGUAUACAGUUUGAGAUAUGAUCCUGUCUUCAGCAGUUUUAAUUUUAAGUAUCUAUUUGCUAAAGAUUGACACUCACCAAAUUGCAAGUCAGUUUUGAAUUGCAUUUAUUCUGUUAGUGUGAUUGGCAACAUUUUUACCUUUUAAUCGGGGAUUUGCAUUGCAGUAAAGAGGCUAGCCCUCAUUUUCCAGCCUGCAAUGGAUGAUAAUUGCACAGGUUUUGAGCUGUUACCAAAAUAGUAGUACCUCACUGUGCUAAAUAUUAAUAUCUUUAUUCAUAAAUUGGGAAUAUCUUUUUACAAUGUAAAAUUAUAAGGCUAGUUGGUAAAGAGGUGCAGACUCUGGAUGACUUGAUGUUGGGGGGGGGGGGAAAAAUCAUUCUGCAGACCAACCAGCACGGAAUGGAUACCCCACAACUAGCAUGAGCAGUAUUAUGUUAGGUAACAAAAAUUAUAAAUAUUUAAAGUAAUUCCAAAGCUUGUUCUGGUGACUGUUUUUCUUUAAGAGCAUAUUAAUAAUUGGCAUCUUUUAAGUUUCUUUACUUGUGUUUGUUUAAAGCCCUAAAGCCCUGUACAAGAAGAAUGUCUAGUAACAUGACAAGUGACCUUUAGUGUGAUACCUAUAUAAAUGGCUUCAUUUUAAUAUUGUACAUAUGUUGUACUUUGUUUUAAGUAGUGUAAUAUCUUAAAGUAGAUUUCAUAUUUUGUACAAAAUGGUCCUAUGUACAGAAUAAAAAGUUCCUAACAACCACGAAAGUUGAUAAGUGGCAAAGAUGUUUUUCUUGUAGAAAAUAUUUGCAAUGGUGGCAUUAAAAAAAAAUUGACAUGUCCCAAAUUUAAGCUGCUUCAAAGUUGGUAUGUUUUUUGUGGAUUAAGCACUUCACUGUGCACUUUUACCCAGACUAAAGUUUUU